ACUUAGUUAAGUGAAGCUGUAGUGCCAUUGAACCAGAGCUGCCAUCCUCGCUGCUUGCAGUACGACUUCUCCCUGCUGAAAGAGGAAAUAAGCGUACCUUCAAAAUGUCUGAUCAGUCACCAUUUGACACAGAUGUGAUCACCCUGACCCGCUUUGUCAUGGAACAGGGGAGGAAAGCAAAGGGAACAGGGGAGCUAACACAGCUGAUCAACUCCAUGCUGACAGCAAUCAAGGCCAUUUCUUCAGCAGUCAGGAAAGCCGGCCUGGCACACUUGUAUGGGAUUGCUGGGACUGUAAAUGUUACAGGGGAUCAGGUGAAAAAACUGGAUGUCCUAUCCAAUGAAAUGGUCAUUAAUAUGCUCCAGUCAUCUUACAGCACUUGUGUUCUUGUCACGGAGGAGAAUGAAGAGGCGAUCAUCACUCCCAAAGAGAAAAGAGGUAAAUACAUUGUCUGCUUCGACCCUCUGGACGGCUCCUCUAAUAUCGACUGCCUGGCCCCAAUUGGGACGAUCUUCGCCAUUUACAGGAAGGUGACAGAAGAUGAGCCCUCAGAGAAAGACGCCCUACAGCCUGGAAGAAACAUUGUGGCUGCUGGCUAUGCCCUGUAUGGCAGUGCCACAUUAGUUGCGCUGAGCACUGGACAAGGAGUCAACUGCUUUAUGUUGGAUCCAGCUGUGGGUGAGUUCAUCUUAGUCGAAAAAGACAUGAAACUUAAGAAGAAGGGAAAGAUCUACAGUACCAAUGAAGGCUAUGCCAAGUAUUUUGAUCCUGCAGUAACAGAAUACUUGCAGAAGAAGAAAUUCCCAGAGGAUGGAAGUGCUCCAUACAGUUCAAGAUAUGUUGGGUCCAUGGUAGCUGAUGUGCAUCGGACUCUGGCCUAUGGUGGGAUCUUUUUGUACCCAGCUAAUUCAAAAAGUCCAAAAGGAAAGCUUAGGCUCCUGUAUGAAUGCAACCCUAUUGCAUUUCUUGUGGAGCAAGCUGGAGGAAUGGCAACAACGGGGACAGAGUGUGUGCUGGAUGUGAAACCUCAGUCGAUCCACCAGAGAGUUCCACUAAUAUUGGGCUCCAAAGACGAUGUGGAGGAAUAUCUCACCUUUGUACAAAAGCACCAGAAAAGCGGCUGAUGUGGCUGGCAAUCCUCGGUCACUGUAGAGGGUCAAUAGAGACUGCUACCCUAUUAAGCAGUCCUCCCCUAUUCUUUGAUAAUAAUAUCCUUCAGAAAGUGUUUGUGCUGAACACAUUGUCUGAGGAAUUCUUAAUAAACUCUUUAUUUUUUUGUUAUAAAUCAUAAUGCUAUAUAGUUUGUUGUUCAUAUAAAA
Molecule: messenger RNA, 1319 nt
Organism: Polypterus senegalus (gray bichir)
Lineage: Eukaryota; Metazoa; Chordata; Cladistia; Polypteriformes; Polypteridae
Product: fructose-1,6-bisphosphatase isozyme 2
Exons: 7
Coding region: 105-1124 (339 amino acids)
Biological process (GO): fructose 6-phosphate metabolic process; fructose 1,6-bisphosphate metabolic process; fructose metabolic process
Cellular component (GO): cytoplasm; cytosol
Molecular function (GO): fructose 1,6-bisphosphate 1-phosphatase activity
Source: RefSeq, a predicted model, not a curated record